CUCCCUCCAGUGGCAGCUAUUAGGCAUUUCAUAGAUUGUGGAGCACAACUGCAGAGCUAAUAACGGGACUAAGUUUAAAAUAUCAGCCCCGUGUAACAGACCAGAGGUCUGGCAGUGUUUCUCUAACAGUUCGCUUCACUUCAGGGGCUCGGUGCAUCUUUGCGGUGGAGGAAAUAGCAUCGAGCUGAAACGAGUAGGAGACUUGUGGUCGUGGUUUGAAACGCUGGAGCAAUGCGCGGUCGCUUUACUUGCCUUUGUUUAUAUUUGACAAAAACAACACGAAAGGGGGGGGAAACAUAAACUUCCUUCCUUCCUGCUCUUGCUGCUUCGCCACCACGACGUGCAAGUCUGGCCGCAGAGAAAUAGUUGCAAAGGUAGAUGCUUUGCUUCCUGUUUCCUCCGAAAAAAAAGCCAGACCUGCACCACUUGUAUCUGAUCUCUCCGACUCUGACACGGUGCCAUGUUCUGCUCCCUGCCCACUUGUGAAAAGUUGCACGAGAAAUGGCAUCACCGAGAGUUUUGCUGGAGUGGUGCCGCGUCACAUGCGCCACUUAUCCCGACGUGGAAAUAACUAACAUGUCAACCUCAUUCACAGAUGGACUUGCGUUCUGUGCUAUCAUCCACAAACACCGCCCUGACCUCAUAGACUUCAGGUCCCUGUCCAAAGAUAAUGCUUAUGAAAAUAACAAGCUGGCGUUUGAGAUAGCAGAAACAAAGCUGGGUAUCCCUGCCUUCCUGCAUCCGAAGGAUAUGAUUUCCACCAAGGCGCCCGAUCGUUUAAGCGUCAUCUCCUACCUUGCUCAGUACUACUGCUUCUUCAAUGGGAAGUCUUCGGCAGGUCCUGCCAAAUUGUGGUCAUCGCACGGCACUUCCUCACACAGCCUCUCGAAGAGCAAAACUUACCAUCAUCCAAAGAGCAUGAAGAGCUUGACUGACAGCAAAACCAGUCGAGAGGAAAAUGUUUCUGAUGCGAGGCCGCAGACUGUGUGCAGUUUGUGUUUGAAGCCCGUGCACCUAAUACAGAGGCAUUUAAUAGAUGGAAAAGUUUACCACCGCAGCUGUUUCAGGUGCAAAGUGUGCCACGCAACUCUUUUACCACAGUCUUACACGCAGGGAAGUGACGCUGGCUCCUUGAUCUGCGCUUACCAUGCGACAAACAGUAAAGGUACUCACGUCGACGUCAGCAGGCAAACUGGAUCUCAAAGUAAACUUCAGACAGUUUGUUAUUCUCUGGGUGGACAGCCUAUCACCAGCGUCCCUAACUACACAAAGAAAACAGAGUCACAGGACACACUGAGUUGCAAGACAGCAGAAACAGGCGGGACAGAAAGGAUAGAUGGAAGGACUCGUCCUGUUCCAGCACCAAGGCGGAUUUCUGUAGGCCCUGUUCCUGCAGCCAGGAUCAGAAGUUCACAGACUGUAAAUAGCUCCCCUGCUGCAGGUGGUUUAUCCAGUCCAAGCAAAUGUGCAGCCAGUCCGCCUCAAGGCACCAGCCCAGUCAGCGCUAGAUCUAAAAUGAAAAGCAGCCAUCCAUGGAUGGCCCUCGUGCAUCCGGGACCUUGGACACAGCUGCCUCCAGCUCCACCUCCACUUCCCACUUUUCGAUCCAAAUCUGCUUCUAACUUAGAUGGAUCGUCCAAAAGACCCAAAGUUCCAGCUCCAAAUCCUUUUGAAGAUGUGCAGGAGGACGACUCUCAAAGCGAGGUUGCUAAAUCUGAAUCUGAAGACCAAAAUAAGCCUUUUUUGGGAGCUACCCAAUCAGAGUGCAGCACCUUGGCAUCGCAGGAGGCUGAAGAAAAAAAAGCUCUCCCACAGAAGAGCCCAGAUCUCAGAGGGCGUGUUGACGUUGCAGAACCUGACCCAGUAAAAGAAUUGACUGCAGAUACUAACACAGAGAGACCUUGUGGUGAAAGAGGUGGAGAUAGCGGUCAGAUUGCUCCGUCAGAUGUGACAGAAGCAGCAGGUCCGCGUCCCAUUCCUGCAUCAAGACAGAGUCGCAUUUUACCCAGAAGUCUUUCUGUGCCAGCCAUUGCGUCUGACCCUCGUUCUGCACCUGUCGGUGAAACACAGACGGAUGAAGCUGCCACAUCGUGGCGAAGUAAGCCUUCCUGUGAAAACGAUCCUAAGGCUCAAAGACCCACAUUAUCCAAAUCAAAUACCGUUCAGGACCUCUCGCCUUGUCGGGGCCCCGCACCUGGCCAUGGAUUCCCACUCAUCAAGAGAAAGGUGCAGACAGAUCAGUGCGCUUCCCCAGAAGAGCUGCAGGUGCAGAUGAGAGAAGUGGAUCAACAUCUGGAGACACUGGAGGGAAAAGGAGUGGAACUGGAGAGGAACCUGAGAGGCUGCAAAAAUGAUAAACAGGAGGAACAAAUGCUAAUGGAGUGGUUCUGUCUUAUCCACGAGCGGCAUGUUCUGAUGUGCCACGACACGGAGCUGGUUCAUCUGACAAAGCAGAAAAAGCUGGAGGACAGGCAGACCGACGUGGAGUACGACCUCCGGUGUCUCUUUAAUAAACCGGACAAGAACUGGAGUCAGGAGGAUCGAGAUAAAGAGAAGAAGCUGAUGGAUGAGCUGGUCACCAUCAUUGAACAGAGGAACCAGAUCAUCAGCUGCCUGGAUCAGGACAGACAGAGGGAGAGAGAAAAUAACGUGCUUUGGGAAGAUGUAAUGAACAAAGACUUCCAGAAAGAAGGAUUAAAAGAGCUAAGGAAGCCCAAAAAAGAUUUCAAGCCUACAAAAGUACUAAAAAUCCUGAACCACAAAGAAGAAAGCACGAAGAACUCUGUGGAUAAAAAGAGUUGAAGAAGUGUCAGAAGCUCUCAUUGUUCAUGUGUGAACAGUAUGAAAUAUGCACUUAUUAAGUACAUGCUUACUAAUUAUGUGUUAAAGCCCAGCUCAGUAACAUCACCAAACAAUUUGUAUUGUUUUCAGUUGGCACGAUAUAUGCAUUAUUAUUAAUGUGUUUUUUCACUCUAAAAAUUAUCAACAGCUUAUUUUUUAUGGUAUUGUAUGAUCACAUACUCGUG
Messenger RNA from Pundamilia nyererei, 3026 nucleotides. Its product is annotated as MICAL-like protein 1. The transcript has 15 exons. Bases 502 to 2802 code for a protein of 766 amino acids. The record is from RefSeq and is a predicted model, not a curated record. Gene Ontology annotation, molecular function: protein binding. Lineage: Eukaryota; Metazoa; Chordata; Actinopteri; Cichliformes; Cichlidae.